AAAGCUGCCUCGUUUGGGGCAACCGAGAACCCUGUCCACUCCCACCCUCGCGUGCUCUCGCCACCCCCUUCGGCUAGUUCACUCGCGUGCACAACGCGGACGCCAGCUACUCCCUCCCUUCUCCUGACUUCCUUCUAAGAGCCUCGUAAACCUGGGAAGUUCAAUCAUUCCGCAGCAAACCUCGGUGCUCACUGGGCAUGCUCAGUGGCCGGCCCGGCUCGGUGGCCAGAGGUUGCCUUGGGCGCAGGGCUCGGGUCGGCUGCCUCCUGGUCUCGGCUUCCCGGAGCGCGGGCUGAGCACCGAGGCUCCUGAGUCCGGAACGAGACUCGCCCCGCCGUCCCCGCCCGGGCGCCAGCCCCGCCAGAGCGCCGUCGUUCGGGACCCCGGGAACCCCCAACUUCGCGCCAAGUUCCGAGCCUCCUUCGGGGAGAGGCAUGCAAAUGAUGACCAGGGACAUUCUACUUGAAAGGGAGCUGGAGGACGACGACGACGAGGAGGAUGGGGAUAUCGGUGAUGUUCCUGCCUCCAAGAGGCCUUUAAUGGCUCCUCCCACUCUCCUCCCAUCCAGUCUGGUCUUGGAAAGUCUUGAACAGAGAAGCGUCUCCGGUUUUGGAACACUGGGAAGUCAGCAGGAUUUCCAAACCCCAGAGUUUGAAGAAUUUAAUGGAAAACCUGACUCCCUCUUUUUUAACGAUGGCCAGCGAAGGAUCGACUUUGUUCUAGUGUAUGAAGAUGAACGCAGAAAAGAGACCAAUAAAAAGGGUUCAAAUGAAAAACAAAGGAGAAAAAGGCAAGCCUAUGAAUCUAACCUCAUGUGUGAUGGCCUGCAGCUGGAAGCAACCAGAUCGCUUUUGGAUGACAAGCUGGUAUUUGUAAAAGUACAUGCUCCAUGGGAGGUGCUGUGUACAUAUGCUGAGAUAAUGCACAUCAAAUUGCCUCUGAAACCCAAUGAUCUGAAGACCCGGUCCUCAGCCUUCGACAAUUUCAACUGGUUUACCAAAGUCCUCCAAGUAGAUGAAAGUAUCAUCAAGCCAGAGCAAGAGUUUUUCACUGCUCCAUUUGAGAAGAACCGUAUGAAUGACUUUUAUAUUCAAGAUAGAGAUACGUUCUUCAAUCCAGCCACCAGAAGCCGCAUUGUUUACUUCAUCCUUUCUCGGGUCAAUUAUCAAGUAAUCAACAAUGUAAAAAAGUUUGGGAUCAACAGACUCGUAAGCUCUGGGAUCUACAAGGCAGCUUUCCCUCUCCAUGAUUGCAACUUUAGCCAUCCAUCCGAGGAUCUCAGCUGCCCCAAUGAGCGGUACCUUCUGUACAGAGAGUGGGCUCAUCCUCGAAGCAUAUACAAAAAGCAGCCCUUGGAUCUUAUUAGGAAAUACUAUGGAGAGAAGAUUGGAAUCUACUUUGCCUGGCUGGGUUAUUACACUCAGAUGCUCCUCCUGGCAGCAGUCGUGGGCGUGGCUUGCUUUCUCUACGGAUAUUUUAACCAGAACAACUGUACCUGGAGCAAAGAAGUCUGUGAUCCUAAUAUUGGCGGCAAGAUCAUAAUGUGUCCUCAAUGUGAUAAGCUUUGUUCAUUCUGGAAUCUCAGUAUUACUUGCGAAUCCUCCAAGAAAUUGUGCAUCUUUGACAGUUUUGGAACCCUAGUCUUUGCUGUAUUUAUGGGAGUCUGGGUUACCUUGUUUCUGGAGUUUUGGAAGAGGCGCCAGGCAGAACUUGAGUACGAAUGGGACACUGUUGAGUUGCAGCAGGAAGAACAAGCCCGACCAGAAUAUGAGGCACAGUGUACUCACGUGGUGAUAAACGAGAUCACUCAGGAAGAAGAGCGUGUUCCCUUUACCACGUGGGGAAAAUGUAUCCGUAUAACCCUCUGUGCCAGUGCUGUCUUCUUCUGGAUCCUGUUGAUCAUUGCUUCAGUGAUUGGGAUCAUUGUCUACCGGCUCUCAGUGUUCAUUGUAUUUUCUGCAAAACUUCCCAAGAACCUUAAUGGAACAGACCCAAUCCAGAAGUAUCUAACACCACAGACGGCCACGUCCAUCACUGCUUCCCUCAUCAGCUUUAUCAUCAUCAUGAUCCUGAACACCAUAUAUGAGAAAGUGGCCAUCGUGAUUACUAACUUUGAACUCCCCAGGACCCAGACUGAUUAUGAGAACAGCCUAACCAUGAAGAUGUUCUUAUUCCAGUUUGUCAACUACUACUCUUCAUGUUUCUACAUUGCCUUCUUUAAGGGCAAAUUUGUGGGUUACCCAGGAGAUCCAGUUUAUUGGCUGGGAAAAUACAGAAAUGAAGAGUGUGACCCAGGUGGCUGUCUCCUUGAACUGACAACGCAGCUGACCAUAAUCAUGGGAGGAAAAGCAAUCUGGAAUAACAUACAAGAGGUGCUACUUCCUUGGAUCAUGAAUCUAAUUGGACGGUGUCGCACGGUUUCGGGAGCAGAAAUGAGAACCCCAAGAUGGGAGCAGGACUACCAUCUGCAGCCCAUGGGCAAACUGGGAUUAUUUUAUGAAUAUCUGGAAAUGAUUAUUCAGUUUGGGUUCGUCACCUUAUUUGUGGCCUCUUUUCCAUUGGCCCCUCUGUUGGCUCUGGUGAACAAUAUAUUGGAAAUAAGAGUGGACGCCUGGAAACUGACUACCCAGUAUAGACGCAUGGUACCAGAAAAAGCCCAGGACAUCGGAGCAUGGCAGCCCAUCAUGCAAGGAAUAGCGAUUCUGGCUGUGGUGACCAAUGCCAUGAUCAUUGCUUUCACGUCCGACAUGAUCCCCCGCCUGGUAUAUUACUGGUCCUUCUCUGUCCCUCCCUAUGGGGACCACCCACACUAUACCAUGGAGGGCUACAUCAACAACACUCUCUCCUACUACAAGGUUGCUGACUUCAGAGGCAGGGAAAAUCCAUACACUGGGCUUGGUAACUAUACCACAUGCAGGUAUCGUGAUUUCCGGAACCCUCCUGGGCACCCACAAGAGUAUAAACACAAUAUCUACUAUUGGCAUGUGAUUGCAGCCAAGCUGGCUUUCAUCAUUGUCAUGGAGCACGUCAUAUACUCUGUGAAGUUUAUCAUUUCAUACACGAUUCCAGAUGUGUCAAAAAGCACGAAGAGCAAGAUCAAGAGAGAAAAAUACCUAACUCAGAAGCUGCUUCGUGAGAAUCACCUCAAAGAUGUGACCAAAAACAUAGGGGUCAUAGUGGAGAAGAUGGUAGAAGUGGUAGAUAACAAUUUACGACCAAAAGUAGAUUAAGAAGAGCUUUAUGUUCUGAAAAGCACUUUAAAGAGUUUUUAGCUCUGUCAAAAUAUAUUAUGAAUCACUAAUGAGAAAAAUCACUUUGGCAAAUUGAAGGCUUAAGCCUUGCCAUUUUCACGCAGAUUAUUUUCCAGUUUCAGGUGGCCAUGCAGGAACUGGAAAACGUAAAAUUUAGAUCAAGGAGGGCAUAAAACUAACCACCUGGAAAGCCAAAAAUGUUACUCUUUUGAUAAAUGCCAAUUUUCGUAAUACUGAAGAAGUCUCUUCAUGUGCUUACAAUCUCAAGUAGAGCAGAAUGGAUUUUUUUUUUUUUCCUCCAUUUGAUUAUGUUUGUUCCUUUCUGUUCUCAAGCACAUGACCCUGUGUUUAGGCACUGUUUCAUUUCUUCCCUUGUGCCAGAUCAAUUCCAGAGCUCUUUCCCUCCCAGUACCAUCGUUAAAGAUGAGACAUGCGAGCCGUUGUGUGAUUAGAAGCAGAUAACGCAGAAUGCAAUUUGAAAGCCGAAUGACGUGGCAGAUAGACUCAAGACGUCACAAUAUUUAGGUAAAUGACCACAUUCGUAUGGAAAAGGAAACUUCAGCUAGUAAGAGGAGAUCGUCUUAGUCUUCAUCUUAGCCUGUCUUUCCGUCGCAGAGAAAUACUCUUAAUGGAUUGGAAAUGAAGCUAGCAAGGUUCCGAAGCAUAUUUGUGCUAAUUCACAGUGACACCUUUCAUCUUCCAGGAGCACUCCUAAAAUAUUCUGUGCCUAAUCAAUGUUGACUGCUUUGCAACUCUCAAGGGAAUAUGAUGACAAAAGCAGGGAAAGUUACAGAUGGAAAUAGAAUUGUAACUCAUAUUGAUCAGGAUAAUUAAUUUACCUCUUCUAAAGAUAGAUCCUUUCCUGAAAAAAAAAAAAAAUGAAAUCAAGGAAUUUAAAGUACAUACUUAUCAACAUAAGGGUUUGGAAAAGAUGAACCCAUCAAGUUCCCACCAGUUGCCUUUUAUCCCUGAGAUCCAGGAAAUAUGGAAUUAUAAACCAUAAGCACUGUUACGCGUGGCUCACGGCCAUUGUAACAGGAUGGUGCUGUGCAAGUGCCCUCAGUGUGACCACACUGAUUUCCUGGGAGGGGAGCACCGUACGGCAAAGAUUCUGCAUGUCCAAAUGAUCAGCAUGCUAAAGCAUCUGCCGUGGCGACGAAGGUAGCUCAGCACACCCUCCCUUCUUUUACUCCCAGCCCAGUAACUUAUUUGUAAUUGCAUGUUUGCACCAGGGGAGCAAUGGGAGGGAGGGAGAGGGAGAGACAGAAGUAUACCCAGAUUAUUCCCCAUCAAGAAGAAGAGACUGGAUUUGAUUUGCGUUUCCAGCCUUCCCUCGAACCAGUCAGGCAAUUAAGGGUCAGGAAAGAAAAUGCUUUGGUCCCAGACUCUGCCAUCAGCUGGAGGGUAGCUUCCUGCUGAACUCCUGCCCCACCGUCCACAUUGUGCCCUUGAUUCCUGCAGCUUGGCAGUCUUUACUUCGUUUCACUGCCAUUCAGGUGCCAGGCCCUCUGGUAGGCUCUGGAGGAGACAAAGUGUCUGUAUCUCUCACCCGUGAGUGGUGACAGGGCAGGGCUGGGUGCAGGAGAGAGUGUCUGGCACCGGGCUCUCGCUCAAUGGGCUGCCACCCAUUGGGAUGCUGCUAAAUGCCCAGGUGCCACAGGAGCUAAGCCACUCGGAGUUCCAGCAGCGAAGGAAAAGGAAACCCUUUGCAGUGAGCAGAUUCACAGGCUUGUUAUAAUAGAGUAGCUUAACUCCAGUUCAUAAUUCUAAAUAUCUGCCAUGAACAUUAAAAAACAAACCAGUAUUGAUGUAGGAUUCAUCAAAACAGUGUUCUGGACUUUCGAACCAUCACAGUGAAUCAGGGACAUUUCUUGAUCACGUUAACAGUGUGAUCAGAGAGUGCUGACGACAGGCUAUGGGAGGUCUGCCUGCAAGGGAGAUGGGGAAAUGAAUUUCUUCCCAGUGGGGAACCGUUCUUAUCCCUUCCCCCACUCACCUGGGAUGCUGCUCCCAGACGGACGGGGUGCCCUCUCCUCCUAUUACCUUUGGCUUCUCUGAAGUGUAGGAAUAUCUUCCUAGUGUUGAACUUGGCAGUUCCUCAGUGUUCACGGCAUCAUAGAAAAGGAGGUGUUUUUGCCUUAUCUCCUUGUAUAUAAAAUAGAACUUGAAAAGAAUUGUGCAUUUAUGUUUUCAUACAUCGUCUUUCAUAAAUCAUCUUCAUAGUUUCAAAUGUGCUUCUGUGGACAGGAGGGAGAAAGUCCUCUACGUUUUUAAAGGUAGCAAAUGUGAUGUAUGACCCUGCCAGUACUCCCCAAAAUGGCUAGGUUGUCGUGGGGACCCAGGGUCACCUGUGACACUGACAGUGUUCAUGAAAGUCUAGCCGACUUGCUGGGGAUGAAAAAAAUGUGGGGCUGUGUCUGAAGACAGCCAUGGGCUGGAUCUGCAAGUGUGAGCAGAGGCAGAACUCUGGAAAACUGGAUGGGAGUGGUGGUGCACCUAGAAAGGGAACAUCUGGCCCUAGACCUGCCUGGUGGUAACCACUAGAGAAACUUUAUUUUUUAUCCUUUUGUGAUGCCUGUGAAUUUUAAUGGAGCAUUAGACCAACAUACUCAGGGGGUUUUUCUUUAGAUAUCCCUCAGAUAUUUUAGAUAUGUCAGUAGGAAGGGGAAGGUUUCAUUUUCGUUUGAAAAACUAAAACAAGACCAUCUUGUAAACUGUCACCAAAAGCCUUCUCCUUGUAGUUGCACGUGCAUGUUGAAUUUCAGAAAACGUGCAUUCGCAAGAGGGGGGGCAGAAUGUGUUCUGUUGUUGAAACACUUCUUACCAUUUUCUCGUGUUCAUAUUAUAUUUUAAGAUGUUUGAAAAGUUAAACUGUAUAAGCCGCUUAAUUAAAGUAAAACCAAAAUAUUCAUGAUGCUUUUCAUACACUGUGGCAUAAGAUAUAAAGUUUGUAAUAUUUUGCAAAUUUCUGUGCAUUUUAAUAUUUUAUAAUUAUGAGCAUUUUAAUAAAUUCAUUUUUAAAGACAA
Molecule: messenger RNA, 6278 nt
Organism: Phacochoerus africanus (Common warthog)
Lineage: Eukaryota; Metazoa; Chordata; Mammalia; Artiodactyla; Suidae
Gene: ANO6
Product: anoctamin 6
Exons: 21
Coding region: 435-3230 (931 amino acids)
Biological process (GO): calcium activated phosphatidylcholine scrambling; calcium activated phosphatidylserine scrambling; chloride transmembrane transport
Cellular component (GO): plasma membrane
Molecular function (GO): chloride channel activity; protein dimerization activity
Source: RefSeq, a predicted model, not a curated record